Messenger RNA from Rhopalosiphum maidis (corn leaf aphid), 1769 nucleotides. Its product is annotated as heterogeneous nuclear ribonucleoprotein A1-like. The record is from RefSeq and is a predicted model, not a curated record. Lineage: Eukaryota; Metazoa; Arthropoda; Insecta; Hemiptera; Aphididae. Gene Ontology annotation, molecular function: RNA binding. Bases 412 to 1323 code for a protein of 303 amino acids. The transcript is spliced from 12 exons.
AGUAUUAUAUACAGUAUAAUACCUAUACAUCAUAGAUAUUUUAAUGCUAUAUAUUGCAAUAUCAACUAUCAAUUUCGAAUCGCGGCGCUAGUUGCGGGCCUGUCUUAAAUGUUAGGUUCUCGCGCUGUCGCUGUGGCCUGUGAAUUGUAAUUUGUUGCCGAAUGCCGAUGGUGCAGGAGCAGAACUCUAUUUGUUUAUUAUAGUCGGUAAUUUGUUUAUUUGUUUGUACUUUCACAGUUAGGCACCUAGUACCCACCACAGUUAGCUAGUUACUCAAAACCAUAAGCAUUUAGUACUACCUUCAACGAAUCCGUCAAAUCUGUUUAUCGUGGUUUCAUUCCAGCGGCUUUUCGAGAGACUCACAAAAUAUAUAAUUUAUUAUUGUGUACAUUUAUCUCCAUAAAACAUACAAUGAGUGUAUCGGGAGAAAAUACUGUUGAUGUAGAAGAACCGGAACAGUUCAGGAAAUUGUUUAUUGGUGGACUUAACUACACUACUACAAAUGAUUCAUUAAAAGAAUUUUUUGAAAAGUGGGGUGAUAUUGUGGAUGUAGUUGUUAUGAAAGAUCCUGUCACAAAAAGGUCACGAGGUUUCGGUUUUAUUACAUAUUCAAAAUCUUCAAUGGUAGAUGAUGCUAUGGCCAAUAGACCGCAUAAAAUUGAUGGUCGUGAAGUAGAAACAAAACGUGCUGUACCUCGUGAUGACAUAGAUAAACCUGAUAUAGCAUGGACUGUGAAAAAAAUGUUUGUUUCUGGAAUUAAAGAACAAGCUGAAGAAGAUUUAAAAGAGUAUUUUGGACAGUAUGGAAAUAUACUUAAUAUUCAAAUUAUUACAGACAAAGAGACUGGUCAACGUAAAGGAUUUGGAUUCAUUGAAUUUGAUGAUUCAGAUUCAGUUGAUAAAGCUGUUUUAAUCAAAAGUCAUGAAGUUUCCGGAUCUAAAUUAGAAGUUAAAAAAGCUGUUAGCAAAGAUGUAGCAUCGGCUUCUAGAGGUCGUAGAGGUGGUCGUGGUGCUAGUAGUGGAAGAGGACAAAAUUGGGGAGGACCAAAUAAUAAUUGGGGUGGUAACCAUUUUGGGGGAUAUGGCGGUGGAAGCAGUGGUGGUGGUUGGGCUCAAGGAGGUCCUCAAGGCUGGAAUAAUGUUUGGGGUAGUCAAGCUUCUCAAGGAGGUUGGGGUAAUGGAGGAGGUAAUUGGGGAGGUAGUCAAAGUGGAUAUGGAGGAGGACCAAUGCGAGGAAAUUUUGGUAACAAUAGAGCAGUACCAUAUCAUACAGGUCGUGGAGGUAGUGGUAAUUUCCAUCAAAAUUCGAGAGGAAGGUAUUAAAAGCAGGUUGCUGAAGCGAAGGCUGGUAGGAAUCAAUAACCAUCAAAUUUUUCUCCUUCAACUUUUGGGUAUUGAACUAUUCGAAUGAUGUUUUUUUUCCGACAAAAACUAUCUGCUCUUCACAUGUUGACACUUAAUGCCAUUUAUUAUCGCUAUUAAAUUAUGCAAAUACUCAAGUAAACAGUUUUCGACUAAUCAAGAGUUUUUUGAUACAUGCAUUUACAGAGUUUUGAAAUUAAACUGACAUAAUCAAAAAGAUGACAAUGUUUUGUUUUUAAUUUGCAAUGUAACUGUAUUUUGGUUUAAAAGAGGUACAUAACAUUUACUUCAUAGAAAAUAAUUCAAAAUGUACAUUAUACCUGGGUAUAAAUCAAAUCAUUUUGUUUUGAAGUAAGUGCUUACAAUAUUAAGUUAACCAAUGAAAAAUGUUAAGCUGUUAUAACUGA